Messenger RNA from Physcomitrium patens, 1566 nucleotides. RefSeq lists its product as uncharacterized. The record is from RefSeq and is a predicted model, not a curated record. Lineage: Eukaryota; Viridiplantae; Streptophyta; Bryopsida; Funariales; Funariaceae.
GCUGUGAGGAAUGAGGAAUCCGAAGGCGAGGCGAGUCCAGUCGAGGUUUGUUUGAUCUGCUCGAGGGGAGAUUGUCGCAGUUGUUGCUCCAGGAUCACAAAGUAAGUGAGCUACGAAGCAUUAGACGAGGUGGGUUUUUGUUGUCUUUUGCUGUGAGCGGAACAGAAAUAAAGAUGAUGGCAGUGUGGAUGUAUCCCAUCUCGGGAUUCUAUUUCUUCUUCCGGAAUGUGCAUCGUUUGUGGUGGCGCGUCGCGAGGCUAGUGCUGGAGCUUGGGGCCGCAGUUGUGGGCACCCUCUUUUUCCUCUUCUGGGGUACCUACGGUGGACAGCGAAAUUUUUUGCUGAGGUUUCUACCUCACUGGAUGGGGGCGCCCGGCGCGAUUGGUCUCAUCCUCCUCGAGACCGCGAUUACGAUCGUGGUUUUGUUCCAGUAUCGGGUGGAGAGCGUGCAGCGGAAGCUCUUCAUCGACGUGCUCGCGAUCCGUAAGAUUACGGUGGAGCCAGCCACGCCUGAUGAGCAUGCGUGGUUACAAGAGCGGCUGAUUCCGCAGCUGGCUGGGGUGCCGACUGAAGCCCCGAUGACGCAAGUGUCGCGGAAGAAGAAAGCGGAGAGUUAUUUGAGCCAAAUUUUGACGGAAGAUGAGCAUCCCAUCCUGAAUUUCCUGAUCACUCUUCCGCUCAAUUUCUUCCCUGUCGUGGGAAAUGCUAUGUUUUGCUACUUGAAUGCGUUCCCCACCGCCAUAUCCUUGCACCACUAUUAUUUUACGGAGAUGAAAGGGUUGACCUCUGAGGAGUUCUCCGCUGUGGUGCAUGCGAGGAAGCCUCAUUACCAGUCCUUUGGUUUCGUGGCCUCUGCGCUUAGUCUUAUUCCCGGCCUGGACAUCCUGCUUAUACUCACGAACGCGGUUGGUGCAGCAUUGUGGGCUGCCGACAUGGAGAAGACGCAGGGAAGCGUCAAAACCAAGUACUGAACAAGACUAUCUCCCUCCCUAUGGCGAUUGGAUUGGUUUGACAAGCAUGUGAAGACUUACGGUACUUUCAGCAGUGCCUCGUCGUCAGGAGAGUCAUCCCAAGUCUAAGCCAAGCUUCAGAAAGACCAACGUGGGAUCUCAUAUGAGCGAUCUGGGUUAGCUGAUCUGAUUUGAAGAUAUCAGAGCUCAUGAACUGAAAAAAUGGCCCUAGGAAAGGAAGCGGGGGUAGAAGGAUUCUUCCUUCGUCUGUUUAUGUUACGAAUUUCGAUCAGCUUAGCUCCACCGUUAGUGGGGUCGACUGCUCGCUUUUGUAAAAUAGCAUUGUUGAACCGUGUAAAUCUCUGGGUUGGUUGAAAUCGACUGUGGCCAGAGGCUCGGUCCGUUAUUCAUUUUAUGAUUGGAAAUGCUAGUCUUUUUCUCAAUUUGGUUGCAACCAGACCUCCUGCCAUGGGAUUAGGGUUAGGUGUCGAAGCGUAAUAACUAAGUUUUGUGUGUGGUGUUUCUCAUUCACAGGAGGUUGGAACCGCUGUGCGUAUUUCUGAGAUGCUGCCCCUCUUUCUUAAACGUCGAUAUUCCUUGAAUGUUGCUUUUGGUC